Lathyrus oleraceus (garden pea) is the source of this 1556-nucleotide messenger RNA. Its product is annotated as L10-interacting MYB domain-containing protein. The record is from RefSeq and is a predicted model, not a curated record. NCBI's taxonomy places the organism in Eukaryota, Viridiplantae, Streptophyta, Magnoliopsida, Fabales, Fabaceae. The transcript is spliced from 4 exons. Bases 100 to 996 code for a protein of 298 amino acids.
UGUUUACAAGGUUUCCCCCGUCUACUUUCUCUUGCUAUAACCUCAUCGAAGGAUCAAUUGUAAUCUGAGAGAUUGCUGUUCCUCUCAGUUAAAACAUAGAUGGCAGGCCAUAUUACCAGGUCAAGAAGGCUAGAAACUCAGCAGCUGGAACAGUCAAGGGCUAAGUGGACAACAUCACUCACCAAGAUACUGGCAGAUUUGAUGGUUGACCAAGUACACAAAGGGAAUAAACAAAACAAUUCGUUCAAUAAGAAAGCAUGGAAAUAUAUAUGUGAUGGAUUUUACAACAAAACAGGUUUGAAAUGGGAUAGGGAACAACUCAAAAACCGACAUUCAGUGUUGAGGAGGCAAUAUGCUAUCGUGAAGUCCAUUCUUGAUCAAGGCGAGUUUAUUUUGGAUGAAGCCACAGGAUCUAUAAGGGCGGAUGAUGACAUUUGGGCUGAAUACAUCAAGAAUCAUCCUGAUGCGGAGACCUUAAAAAGUGGUGGCUGUCCAAUCUUUAAGGAGCUAUGUACAAUAUUCUCUGAACCAACAACGAACGGAAAGCAUGAAAUUUUAGCUAUGUCUGAAGGUGAACAUACUCCUAGAGCUCCUUGUCCAAAGUUCUUGAGCACACACCAAGAGGAGUCUUCAUCUGAAUAUGAUGAUGAGGAAGAUUCAAAUUACACUCCAACAGUUCAACCUACUACACCUACAGCAACUUGCAGUAGUCGCAAAAGAGGGCGUAAAGGAGUUGAUGAUGCUAUUGCGGACGCUAUAUUGGAGAUGGCAUCUGCAUCCAAGAUGAGGGCAGCUGCUAUAGAGCAACGUAACUCUAAAUACAGCAUUGCUGACUGUAUUAAGGAAUUAGAUUUAAUGCAAGGUGUUGAUCAAAGGAUAUAUUUUGCUGCUCUAGAUAUUUUCAACAAACCUAAUGCAAGGGAGAUAUUUUUGUCUCUCAAAAAGAAUAAACGUUUAACAUGGUUGCAUCACAGAUGUGCGGUUGCACUCCAGUAGAUAGAUUUCAGCUAUCUCUUUGUCAGCUGCAAGGAUUUGGAAACUCAACAAUCUACCAGUGUCAUGAGUUUGGUAGUCACUAUUCUCCAUGGAGAAGGUGGAAUAGUCUUGAUUAAGGUGAUGUUCGAAAGAGUUUGUAUAUGUUUUGCAUCAGUUUUUGGAAUUUAUUUAUAAACAAUAACCCAUGCCUAUAAUUUUUCAUUAAUUUAGCCUUCCUCUUAUAUCUGUUUGACUUGCAUUAUAAGUCUAAAACCUAAACCAGUGCUGCUUGGAUGACAAGUUUUGAGUUUUCCAAAAGCCAGUAGUUGUAAGAGAGAAACAGAAACACUUUCUGAGAGCCAUUUGUAAGUUAUAAAGGAUAUUUUUGGGAGUUAAAAAUUAGAAAAACAAUAGGUAGCAUAAGUGUGAAUGUUAAAUGCACAAGUAUUAGUAGUAGAUGUAUAGGAUUUGUUCUUAAUAUCUUCAUUGUAUUGAUAAAUGCACAAGUAUAAGUAGUAGAUGUAUAGAAUCUACAAUGUAGCUGAUAAGCUCACACACAAUCACAGUUUAACCCGGAUUAC